ACAACACACGACGUUCACUCAGCCGAGGGCGACCGAUGGUUCGCACAAGUGUCCUUUACGACUACGAAUUUUCUGCAUACCCCAGUGCAAAGUGUGUCGAUUAGAUUUUUCGCCAGAUCCAAUUUCAUUAAUUAGCGUUCAACAGAAAGAAAAUAAUGAGGACGUGAAGAGUGCUAGGUAAAAGUAUCGAAAUUAAAGGCAAAGUGUGCGAACUGGAAUUUCACCAAGGAAUCUGGGCCGCAUUCGCGACCCGAAAUUCAUCCGAGGUGGCGUGGGGCACGGCUGUAAUGGAGUUGCAGAGUUGGUUACUUUACCACCUCGUGGCUGUAACCGACUGCAACCAAGACUGAAGGUUCACCAGCACCUUUAGUUCGUUUAGUUGAUUUUCGUUCGUUUUGGAUCUUCACUGUCGGCACGGCGGCACUUUUACUUGAUUUCUCAUUCUGUUAUCAUCGGGCGGAAACGACGAUCUACCCAUGUUUGAUGUGAUGCAGUCGGCAGGCACUGGGGGUGGAGUCUGUUCAGCUGGAGGUACAGGAAGUCGUGCCCGUGAUCUGGGUCUGAGGGCUCAAAAGAAAAUUUUAGGUCGGGUCGUAUCAACCGGCGCCGGUCGUUCUCUAUUGAUAGACGAUGCCACGACGUCGCUUUUGGAUAAUCUAUACAAGCUCAUGGAAAGGGCAGCCAAGAGUAAUCCUGGUUUAGAUAAGAAGCAGCCAGAGAAGGUCCUCAAGAACAUCGUAAAAUUGUCUAUUAAGGUUGGAUUGCUGCAACGGAAUCAACAGCUAGGACCUUCGGACGAGGGAAGAAUUUCAGAAAUUCGAUCAUCCUUGAAGGCUGCAGCUAUGGCGGUGGUCUCGUUCUACGAGCUAGAAUUUAGCUUUGACAAAGCAUACCUAACCAGGUCCUUGGAGCGCUGUAGGACAGCUGUACAAGCCCUGAUAAAACCUCACCUAACCGACAAGUCCAAGGAUCGCUGUGAUCAAGUCUUCGAUUUCCUGACACAGCCCGAAUUUUUAGACUCUGUAUUCAAACAGGAUUCGGAGCACAGAACCACACUCGGAAUGCUAGUCAACGAUAUCAAUAUAGCCCUGGAUGCUGGACAUCUUUGAUUUUACGAAGGACUGGAUGCUCGUGUCUUGAGCUUGGAGUCGAGUCAUGGAAUCUGAGCAUCGAGUGAACAACUAUUUGAACGUACGGAAUUACCAAGGGAAUCAACCAUUAAUUUUUUACCUCUUAUACUCGCAUUAAUCAAUCACGCCUCGCGUUCAAACUCACAUUCUAAUGGGAGGAGUCCGGGUAUACACGUAAAAGAUUUUUCUUUACGUAUAGUCAUGACAAAUGUGUAACACGAUGACAGGCAUCGGCCAUUUACAUUCGUUAAAUCACGAUAAUCUCGUUUAUCGAGUGUGCUCACUGAUUUACGCAAUAAUAAUGGAAAUACUCCACUUAUCGUAAGAAUAUUAAUAUUCGUUAUUGCUAUGUAUUCAAUCGAGAGAACAAUACCAAUUAUUGUGAAACCAAAAAAGAAGGAAACAGGAGAGUAAGGGAAAGAAAUAUACGAGCUUUUACCACCCACUAAGUGGGCUUAGGAGUCAGGAGACGUAGCAAGUAGUAUUAUAUAAUAUUGUAAGGAAUAAGAAAAGACAAGUGUUUUAGAGUCUGCAAUUCCUGAGUGUUCCUCGCUGUCGACACGAUUUCAAUGUUCGAAGAGUUUUUCUAGUUGCAGACUUGAAUUAACCGAAACUCUCUUGCGAAACAUAUCAGUCUGCAUGUAUCAAGUGAUGUAUACUCGAUUUUUAAUAUUUUGUAUUCACGGCUACGCGCACGCACAUCUCGUACUACGCCUAUGUAUCGAUGAUAGCAUAUCUAAUGAGUAAUGUACUUUAGUCAAUGUUACGAGUAUCAGUCAUGGACCACUGCUCGAUCCUAUAACUAUAGCUACACUUAUACUCGACGAGAAAAAACCUUUUGGAGGAUCCACCCUUUUGUACGCGGUACCUAUACACCCACUUUACACCAUAAUCUAGUAAGCGAUAAUUAUUAAUGUAACUAAAUGAUUGUGUCGACGUAAGGUUAAUAAAUUAUUUAUAAAUAUCGAAA
This is a messenger RNA of Cephus cinctus (wheat stem sawfly), 2100 nucleotides long. It is a transcript of the gene sigmar, whose product is annotated as tumor necrosis factor alpha-induced protein 8-like protein. Gene Ontology annotation, biological process: regulation of apoptotic process. Gene Ontology annotation, cellular component: cytoplasm. Lineage: Eukaryota; Metazoa; Arthropoda; Insecta; Hymenoptera; Cephidae. The transcript has 5 exons. Bases 477 to 1109 code for a protein of 210 amino acids. The record is from RefSeq and is a predicted model, not a curated record.